AUUCGCUCAUCUGACGAUGUCGGAAUACCGGGUUUCUUCGAGUAAUUCCUAUCAAUCUAGCGAUUAAAUCGGAUUGCUUCUGUGAUUGUCUAUUUUGGCAAUCGACAGAAUUUUAGAUGAGUCAGUCCAAGAAAUUUUUGUUCUCACGUGUAAUAGUGGUAAUAGUAAAUGUAUGUUCAUAGAUGCUUAAAUCUGUAUAAAGUGCUGAUACUCAAACUCAGUUUUCAAAACCCGAACAUACUCAUGAUAUCGUGGCUUCGAAAUUGUUCGAAACUGAAAUCAGUUGGAUAUCGCUUGCAACACCACGUGACACCAGCCAUGCAGUGUACAUUGAACGCACUCUUUCAGUGUGCAGUUGAUUCCGUAAAACCAAAAACUUUGUUCAAGAGUUUCCUUGCAAAUGGUGAUGUUUCGGAUCAGCUUCAAAUUCCUGGCAAACGAUACCAUUUAGUUGGUUUCGGUAAGGCCGUCCUCGGAAUGGCCGUUCAGUUGGAAAAAGUUCUGGGCGAUCGACUGCACAGUGGUAUUAUCAGCAUUCCUGUAGGAACUCUAGAAAGGUUUGAGCACGACGAAGACUUCAAACUGAACAGUUCCACUAGGUUAAAGGUGCUUGAGUGUGCUAGAAACAAUCUUCCAGACGUCGAUUCAAUUGAUGCUGCUAGGAAAAUUAAGAAACUUGCUGAAAGUAUGACUCGGGAAGAUGUGCUAUGCGUACUUGUUUCGGGCGGAGGUUCUGCGCUACUAUCGCUUCCAACUGCCCCUAUUACACUGUCAGAAAAAUUAUUGGUAAUAAAAAAACUCGCGGCGGCAGGGGCUUCUAUCGACGAACUCAAUGUAGUGAGGAUAAAACUUUCCAAUGUGAAAGGUGGAAAACUGGCGCUAGCAGCGGAAAAUUCUUUCAAUUUGAUUAGUUUUGUGAUAUCCGAUAUAAUCGGUGACCCUUUGCCAUUAAUUGCCAGUGGACCAACAGUGAAAAGCUGUGCCACAAAUAUUGAUGCAUUGAAAAUCUUGGAAAAGUAUAAUUUGGUUGAUAUUCUACCUGAUUCCGUGAUGCAAGUGCUCAAUGCCACUGAGACUAAUUUGAGUGAGCAACAUUUGACUGGAAAGAUUCAUUUGAUAGGAUCAAACAUAACUGCUAUUGAUUGCAUUCUUGGAAAAGCUAAGGAAUUUGGAUUGAAUGCGAUGGCAAUAUCAAACAGAGUUCAAGGCAACGUCAAAGAUCUUAGCGAGGCGUACAUCAAAUUAGCAACGGCUUUCAUUCGGUUUCAUUCCCAGGAACUCGAUAAAUUGGGUUUUUCAAAGCAAAUCUAUCACAUUAAAAACUUACUUUGUUUCGAUCAAUCGAAAGUCAGUGAACUGGAGGAUUUGCUAACCAACGGCAACGGAGAAGAUAUUUUACUAGUCGCAGGAGGGGAACCUACUGUCGUCGUGCAGGGAAACGGGAUUGGUGGAAGAAAUCAGGAACUGGCUCUACGAUUUAGUCAGAAAUGUUUCCAGCAAAAAGAGUUGCUACAGGAUGUGAUACUACUUUCAGCCGGAACAGACGGUAUUGAUGGUCCUACCGAUGCAGCCGGUGCCAUUGGCAAAGCAAGCGUCAUUGAGCAAUACUUUCAGCAGGGUAUAGAUAAAACCGUUGAAGAUUUUAUUAGUGAUAAUGAUUCUUAUAACUUCUAUCGAAUGGUGCAGGACGGAAACUACCAUAUUGUGACUGGUCAUACUGGAACUAAUGUAAUGGAUAUACAUAUGCUGUAUAUUCCGCUAUCUAGACUGAAAAUUAAUAAAACAAAGUAG
Molecule: messenger RNA, 1791 nt
Organism: Malaya genurostris
Lineage: Eukaryota; Metazoa; Arthropoda; Insecta; Diptera; Culicidae
Product: glycerate kinase
Exons: 3
Coding region: 169-1791 (540 amino acids)
Biological process (GO): protein phosphorylation
Cellular component (GO): cytoplasm
Molecular function (GO): glycerate kinase activity
Source: RefSeq, a predicted model, not a curated record